GUCUUAAACGAGACAGUUCACUCACGUGCAUUUUCCACCAGCUCGCCACUCUGCUGGCGACCGGCGACCCGCCAACGGCACCUUUCCCUCGGAUUAACACAGGCAUCUUUUAUCGGGGCUGAACAAAGUGAAAAGAAGCGGAGAAAGGAGGUUGAAAGGUGGAAUGUAACCGUGGCGGCAGGGCAGAAUAUAGAGUGUUCGUGUUUGAGUGUGUGUUUAGUGGCGUGGACGGUUUGCGACCAAAGUCCAUGUUUGGAUUAAGGAAGCACAUUUCCUGCUUUUUCGACGAUUCAGGUCUCUGCGGUGCUUGGAUUGCACCAAGCCACUGUUUGUGUGCGACUAUGUUUGUGUGAGCCGUCCCCCCCCCCUGGUGCAUGCUCCCCGGUCAGGAGGAGAGCGUGUUGGCGGAGAUGAAGGCGGGCCGCUCCUCAUCGCUGCGGCUCCUGCUGCUCGCCUGCUGUGCGUGCGUAGCCGCCGGGUACCCGUUCAGACCGCCGCCGGACCUCGACGUGACUCCGCGCGUCACCGUGUUGAGCAGCAGUCUCCAUGGCUGCAGGCGUUUCCGCUCUUCCAUCGUCAACUACAGUGCCAUGUUGCUGGAGGCUGAGGGUGAGCAGCGCCUCUACGUCGGGGCCCGCGGGGCCGUGUUCGCGCUCGACGCCUCUGACAUCUCCGCCGCCUCUGCUCUCACCAUUGAGUGGGAGGCCUCUCCGGAGCAGAAACGUCAGUGUCUUCUCAAGGGAAAAGACAACAAGACUGAGUGUUUUAAUCACAUCCGCUUCCUGCAGAGGUUCAACUCCACGCAUCUCUACAUGUGUGGGACUCACGCCUUCAGUCCUAUGUGUGCAUAUAUAGAUGCUGAGAGAUUUGUGAUGUCUUCACCUGAAGAGGGCAGAGACAAAUGUCCUUACGGCCCAAAGACGGGCUACACUGGCAUCAUCGCAGACCAGGAGAUGUACACCGCUUCCCAGUACGAGUUUAGAAGCUUCCCAGACAUCCGCCGCAACUCUCCGUCUCCCACGCUAAAGACGGAGGAUGCGCCCACGCGAUGGUUGAACGAAGCCAGCUUUGUGGGCUCGGCGUUGGUGAGGGAGAGCUUGAGCAGCAGUACCAGCGCGGGCGAUGACGACAAGAUCUACUACUUCUUCACCGAGGGAAGCUUGGAACAGACGAGCACCUCCACCCACGGCAGGGUGGCGCGAGUGGCACGUAUUUGCAAGAGGGACCGAGGGGGCCGCCUAACUCUCCAAAAGCGCUGGACAUCCUUCCUCAAGGCCAGGCUGACGUGCUCCCUGCCCGAGUACGACUUCCACUUCAACGAGCUGCGCAGCGUGUUCGUCAUGCCCGGAGACACGCCGCGGGACACGCUCUUCUACGGCGUCUUCGGCCUGGGCUGGAAGAACAUAAAGGCGUCUGCAUUGUGUCGCUUCUCGCUGUCUGACGUCCAAGAGGCCUUCCAAGGACCUUACAUGGAGAACCAGGACUCUAACUGGAAGGAGUACACUGGAAAGAUCCCAGACCUGCGACCUGGAACGUGUAUCAGCGACGCUUUGAGGGCCAAGGGCAUCAACAUGUCCACCUCCCUGCCUGAUGACGUGCUCAACUUUGUACGAAGACACCCGUUGAUGUCCCGCCAUGUCCAGGCUUUAGACCGCCGCCCUCUGUUGUUCAGGAGGACCACAGAUUACACCCACCUGGCUGUGAAUGCCGUCCAAGGCUUGGAUGGACAAAAAUACCACGUGUUGUACAUGGGAACAGAUGAAGGCUGGUUGCACAAGGCCGUACACGUGGAGGGUCAGCUGCACAUUAUCGAGGAGCUGCAGCUGUUUGAGGAACCGCAGCCAGUGGACAACGUGCUGAUCUCUGCAAAACAGAAGAGCGUUUACAUCGGCUCUCCCUCCGGCGUGGUGCAGCUCCCCCUCUCCAAUUGCCGGAGGUACGCUUCCUGCUACGACUGCAUCUUUGCCAGGGACCCUCACUGCGCCUGGAGCGGAACCCAAUGCGUGGACAUCGUGGCGUACUCAGACAGGUCCACCUUAAUCCAGGACAUCCAGCAGGGCAACAGGGGGUGCAACAACACUCAAAUCGAUGUCGUCAUGCGCAGUCGGUUCGUGCGAGUCGGCGACGACGUGCUGCUGCAGUGCGAGCUCUGCUCCAACCUGGCCGCGCCCUUUUGGACCCUGGACGCCCACGAGCUGCGCGGCUACGGCCUCAGCUCCGGGUUCAGGACCGGCACGGACGGCCUGCUUAUCAUCGAGGCCCGGCAGGACCAGAGCGGCCUGUACGCCUGCUACUCUGUCGAGAAUGAAGUGAAGGUCGCCGUGGUUACCUACAACGUCACCAUUGGUCCGGACCCGCCGCUGCCCUCUCCGGUUGAGCCAAAUGACGGCCUGCGCCGCCGACGACCUAUCGGCGCACAAUUUCCCACGGCACCGCCUUCAUCCAGGGGGCCUUUAGAUGGGCCCUUGGUCCCCCUUAUCCCCCACUCGAAGCUGAUCUCCUCCAAGAGCAUGGAGGUCUUGUACUUGUCCCUCAUCACCAUCCUGGGCAGCCUGUGUGUGGUUCUGGCCGUGGUGCUGGUCUACAUGGGCUUCUGCCUGCGAGUGGGCCAACGAGGGAAGUACUCUCUACGGGCCGCUGCCGCGACCUACCCGUGCAACAAGAGAAGCUGCAGGAGCAAGAAGCAGCAGCGAAACUCCGCCCUCAUGGAGCUGAAGACCAUUUCCAGCCACUGUAACGGACACGGCGGCCAUAACGGCGUUUCCAGACGUCCUAACGGCGACGUCUACGACGGAGGCUCCCUCCAAAUUGUCCCCGGUGAAGCUUACACGUCGCCCAACACCGAGCCCCUGCCCCCGGCCCCUCCCCUGCCACCCACCCCGCCGCUCCCCUCCCCCGAGUGCAGCUUCCCCAACGGGCUGUCGGCCACGCUGCCCAGCGUCCUGCGCAGGAUGAACGGCAACAGCUACGUGCUGCUCAGGCAAAUCGACUCGGAGAACACGUCGCCGCUCUGCUCCACCUUUGCCGACGAGCUCAACAGGAUCUUGGAGCAACGCAAACAACUGGAGCCCAGGCCGGACGAGAGCUCCGUGUAGAGCUCCUGGCUCCCCCUGGUGGUGGGAGGACUGUGUGGCGUCGCAACAUAACAUUCGAGGGGGAGACCUUCUUUGCACUCAAACGUCCAAAAACAUGUGAAAAUAAGAAAUGACAGUGAAAAGCUUUUCUACCUCACCUCAUUUGUACCCCGACCGUCACGUGCGGCCUUGAGCGAGGAGAAAACAUAAAUACACGUGAAGACUUCCAUAUUUGGCUCGACUCACAGUGGAGGGCAGCUAGCCAAAGUUUGUUUGCACUAACUGAGUGCACAGAUGGCCUAUGCAUUUUUAAAACCUGUCAUUCACACUUUUCCUUACUAUAUACAAACACGGAACUGCAUUGUUUUCACUAACUUAACACUGAAUCCCUCUCUAAGAUUUUUAAUAUUAACUCGCAUAAAAACGGCUUGUUCCUUUACAACUCAUUCAUCCAGGAUAUGAAGUAAUACAGUGUGCCAUAACAAUAAGAAAGCCUUAAUUAACAAUUUAAAGGGCACUUUUUGAAUAAGGAUACAGUUAGAUCAGGGGUGUCAAACGUACGGCUCGGUUUUAUCGGCCCGCGGGAUAAGUUUGCUAAGUAAAAAAAUUAGCCAAUUUUUUUUUAUGAAAGAAACUGCUGUUCUAAAUUUGUCCACUAGAUGUCGCAAUAGCAAAUCUUUGUAUCUUUGUAGAUUAUGCUACAUAUGUAAAAAAAAAAAAAAAAAAACAUGUUAGUGCACCAGUCGAGGAAAAUGAGCAAACUACAUAAAUAACAUCCUGUAAUUUGAUUUUGAUAUUAUUUUUUUAUCUUGAUAGAUUGAAAAUGAACACCAAUGAGUUGACUGAUAAACAUUAUCACAUAAUUUAUUCAGAAAGUAUAAAUAACGACAAAUAAAGAGAGAAUACUACUAACCGCAACAUAUAAGUGUAAAAAAACAACAACACUAUGAUUUGUACAUUUUCAGAAUGUGCUUGUUCCAUUUUUAAAUCUGAAAUUGUCAUUAUUUUUAAGUUAUCGUGCCGUGAUUUUACCAGUCCGGCCCACUUGGGAGUAGAUUUUUCUCCCAUGUUGCCCCCGAUCUAAAAUGCGUUCGACACCCCUGAGUUAGAUACUAAUAUUUUUACACUAUCUGUAAAAGAAUAAAUAAUGUGUGAUGACUAAAGUCCCUAAUAACUGCAAUGCCAAAAUGCAUUUGGUGUAUAGAUUUGUUUUUUAGUAACAAGCGAAACAAAGAAGAAAAAAAAUAUUUUGUAAUUAUAGUGUUACCCUGUUUGAAAUAUGUCAGUAUUAUAAUUGUUGCUAAAUUAACAACCCCAGUUUUAAAGUCAGUGGAUCCCACAAAGGACUUGGACACUGGAUAUUAUAAUGGAUUUUUGGAACCAGAAGGACAACACGGAAAUCCACAACCGACUGUCAGUAUCACAUACAGUAUAUUGAUCAGGGAUGGCUACUGAAUUGGUUACUUUUAUCGAGAAUGACCAAAUCUACGGAGUGCAGGUUCAUGUCAAUUUAAGGUACCGAAUUUUGAUAACAGGGUUGGGUGUGACGUCACGUCCGGUUACAGGCAGCACGAGAUCAGGCACUUGGCGGGCGUAUUCAUGGCAGACUGCUUCUAGGUAAUCUUACUAUUUCCCAUUCCAACAAAGCAAGUAUGCCUGAUAGAAAGUACUCGAAAGUAAUUUUUAACAAAGCAAGUAUGGCUGCCAGAAAACACUCAAACGUGUUCCACUGUAGACACGGCACAGGAGCCAAGCGUGCAGUUUUAACAAAGUUUUAAUGUGGAUAUAUUUUUGUCCAAGUCCUUCUCCAGUAGAGCGUGACUUUUCAGUCACGUCCGUAUCCUCUCUCCCCUCCUGCUCCCGGCCGCUUACUGUUAAAGACAACAGAUGAUUAGAUUAACACGUACCACCUGUGAAAUCUAAUCACCUGCCAGCUGUGUCUCGCCGUCCGCCCAUGCCCCGCCCCUAUCCGAUGGUGCUCGUCCUCAGCACCACAGACAGAGGCGGUGACCUUUGCUCCUGCAGGCGCGCUGGCCACACCUCCCUCCACAACAUGCUACUGGUUAGCAUUAGCAAUUUUUAAAUGUUCAAAUGCCUCCAAAUUUGGUAACUUAAAACCAUAGCUAAGAUGCCCGUUAAGUACGAUACUUAACGUAUAAACAUUUUGUAGGGUUUAACUUAAGACUAGCUCGUUCAACUUAAUGCUAAUGAACCAAUGCUACUGGAUAGCACAGUUAUCAGUUCAAUGUUAAAUAAUAAAACAUGCAGUUUAUUAUUUAACAAAUUUAAAACAUUCUACCACACAAACACUAGGGGCGACUUUAGGAUUGAAUAGAAUCUAGCUAGGGCUUGUUUUUUGUCAAAUUUGAAAUACACUUACAAAUGAUUAGGCUAUGUUUUAAUCAGGCACUACUAUUAUUAUCCUAGCUUGUUUGUAACAUUAUCUUUACAUUACGAUGGGACGCUAACAUUUGGCAAAGCAGCAACACUUUUUCAAACAAGAUCCACACAAACCCGGAUCAUCACCCGUUUGCUCGUAAUACUUUUUGUUUUAAAAAAAACAUUUUUUCUGAGUGUUCAUGUUUACACUUUUCCCAUGGCUUCUUCUUCACAGGAGGCUCAGGCAGGCUACUUUAUGCAACUGCUGCCUCUCUGUUGGACUCCGGUACUGCACGAGAGACUGAUUCCCAGGUACCGGGAAUUGGUACCGUAUGGAUUCAAAGGUGGAAGGUACCCAUCCCUAACAUUGACUUUCUUGUCAUUGUAACUGUCUUAUUCUGUUGUGACACUUUCGUCUUGGUUAAGUCUUACACAUUACCAAAAUAACGCCUUUAAGCCCACCAUUAUUUCUUCGACGGUUUGUUUAAUUCCUGUCAAAGUGAAGCCACUUUCACGAGCGAGCCUAACGAGGGCGCGGUGUCAGGUUUGAAAAGGUGCGCUCUUGGCGAGGCCCGACGUUUGAAGCUCAAGAGCUCUCCCGUCAGUGGUCGUGAUCAAAGCGAUGGAAGAUGGCGGACCGAGCUGCGCUCUUCACACAUUAAACGCCUUCAUUAAAGCGCUUCCGCCUCAUUUGGAAGGCGGCCCGACACCACCGCUGAGCUGCUUUGGAGUUGUCGGCUUUUGCAGUGAAUCCAAAUUUGCUGCCAGACAGCUCCAAGGUCUUUGUAUUUUCUCCAAUUGUCUCCCUUAAUCCUCCGAAUGUAAUCUCCUACAAGCUUCUGGUGGUACAACUCACUGCCCAGACGUAGUGUGCACGCCCCUUUCACACUGCCCAUAAAACCCUGCAUUUUACUGGUGUCAUUGUUCUGUAUGAAAGGCACCGGCACAAAAUUGUCAUAUAAAAAUUUCUGCCUUUUAAUGUAGUUAAAUGCUGCUCGCAGAAGCCGACAUUUUUCUGCCUGUCAUUGCUGUUCUGUAUAAACUGCACCGACACAGAAGUUAACCCGGCAAUUUUCCACCUUUUGGAUGAGAGCUUUAAGACUUACUUGCCCUAAGCCCACUGUUGCUCUUCAACAAGUAUCGUAUGCGUGACGCCAAAUGUUGACAUCUAAUUAUGUGCUAGGUUCUGUACAAAAGGCAAAAUUGAGUAAAUGGGGUGUUUGUUGUAUUGAUUUUUCUUGAAAACACAGUAAACAAUCAGAUUUCGGGAUGUUGCGCUGCUUUGUGACAGCGUACAAAGUUGCAACACUAUCCUGUUUUUUGGUUCUGUGCGUGACGCCAUAUGUUGACUUCUAAUUAUGUGAUAGGUUCUGUACAACAGGCACAAUUGAGUAAAUGGGGUGUUGUAUUGAUUUUUCUUGAAAACACAGUAUAUGAUCAGAUUACGGGACGUUGGGCUGCUGUGUGACAGCGUACAAAGUUUAAACACUAUCCUGUUUUUUGGUUCUGUGCGUGACGCCAUAUGUUGACAUCUAAUUAUGUGAUAGGUUCUGUACAACAGGCACAAUUGAGUAAAUGGUGUGUUUGUUGUAUUGAUUUUUCUUGAAAACACAGUAAACGAUCAGAUUUCGGGAUGUUGUCCUGCUUUGUGACAGCGUACAAAGUUGCAACACUAUCCUGUUUUCUGGUUCUGUGUAAAAGGCCAAAUUAAUAAAGGAGGGUUGUAUUAUUUUAACAAUUUUGCCGGAUUUUUGUAGAAGAAGAUUAAUUAUCCGUUUGCAGAAAUUGUGUGAAAGUGCAUCAGUAGCUCAUUUUGUCGGAUUAUGUGUUAAACAGACGAAUAAAUGGCUUCAAUGUGACACCUGUGUGAAAGGUGCUAAAUUAUGUGAUUACGGGAUGCCGUUCGUGACCGCGCGCAAAGUUGCAACACUAUCUUUUUUUCGGUUCUGUGUAAAAGGCACAAACGAAUAAAUAAGAGUUGUAUUGUUACUGCAAUUUUGAAGCAAUUCUGUAAAAGAGUUAUCUGUUUGCAGGAUGUUGUGUGAAAGUUCACAUAGCUGCAUCAGUAUCUCAUUUUGUUGCAUAAAAGGCACAGGGGGAUGAACAUCGAAUUAUGGCUUUGAUAUGACCCUUCUGUGUGAAAGGUGCUAAAUUAUGUGAUUACGGGAUGCUGUUUGUGACUGCGCACAAAGUUGCUACACUAUGUUUUUUUUCGGUUCUGUGUAAAAGGCACAUACGAUUAAAUGAGAGUUGUAUUGUUACUGCAAUUUUGCGGAAUUUCUGUAAAAGAGGUUUGAUUAUCUGUUUGCAGGAUGCUGUGUGAAAGUUCACAUAGCUGCAUCAGUACCUCAUUUUGUUGCAUAAAAGGCACAGGGGAAUAAACAUCGAAUUAUGGCUUUCAUAUGACCCUUCUGUGUGAAAGGUGCUAAAUUAUUGGAUUGCGGGAUACGGUUUCGCUGUGUGAAAUUACAAUCACAGUCAUUAUUCCAUUUUAUCGUGUUCUGUGAUAAAAGGCAAAUCUUUUUUUUUUACUAUUUUGUGUCAUCUCUGUGAAAGAAGCCUAAUUAUUCUAUUCCAGGAUGCCGUGUUGCUGUGUGAAAGUUCUCUCAUCUGCAUCAGUAGCUCAUUUUGUUGGGUUAUGUUAAAAAAAGCACUGGUAAACCGAAUAAAUGUUGAACUAUGGCUUUGAUAUGACAACUUUACGGGACUUCUGUAUUAAGGUGUUGAAUUAUUAAAUUGUGGGAUGUUGUUUCUCUGUGUGCAAGUGCAAACACAGUCACAGCAAUAGUCUAUUUUGCUGGGUUCUGUGAUAAAAGGCACAUUGCAGCUGUGAUAUGGCAAUUUUGUGUCAUCUCUGCGUAAAAGAGGCUUAAUUAUCUGAUUGCAAGAUAGCGUGUUGCUGUGUGAAAGCGCUCACAGUUGCAGCAAUAUCCCAUUUCGCUGAUUUCUGUGUGACUGGCACUGGCAAACAAAUGCCGGCUCUAUUGUGCUGGCAAUUUGGCGGAACCUCCUUACGAAUAACGCUGGAUCAUUUGAUUACAAAGUGGCGCACUGCUGUGUGAAAGCUCUCAUGGUAGCAGUAACAUAAAGAGGUUUAAACGGAACAAAUAAUGAAUAAUCAUCUCUCAAACUGUGCCUGGAAUUCCAACUAAAAGUGCGCACAAAUAAAUAAACCUGCGUUUAUUCCAGUGAAUAGCUUUUCUUUUUAUAGACAGCUUUCUGUCUCUGUUGUGUGCGUCUGCAAGGUAAGACAUCAGCUAUUCUGUUCCUGCUCACAGUUGCGGCAAUAUUUGCCAUUUUGCUGGAUACCUGUGUUAUAAAGUCUUAAUAGUUGUUGUAAAAUGUAUUUAUUUAGUACUUUUUGUGAGACAAGCGUUCACUGAGGGGUCCUAGUUGGCUUUAUGUCAGUCAAUGCACGAGACCACACACUUUAAUGUUGAUAAACUACUCACAGAAAGUUCAUGUUUUCUCUUGUUGUGCAUGUUACACCACUCUCACCUUUUUUUCACUGCAAUCGGCUUUAAAUAAACUUUGUACUUCUAUC
Entelurus aequoreus (snake pipefish) is the source of this 8997-nucleotide messenger RNA. RefSeq names its product semaphorin-4G-like. Gene Ontology annotation, biological process: negative regulation of axon extension involved in axon guidance; positive regulation of cell migration; negative chemotaxis. The record is from RefSeq and is a predicted model, not a curated record. The coding region runs from base 375 to 3095 and encodes 906 amino acids. Gene Ontology annotation, molecular function: semaphorin receptor binding; chemorepellent activity. The transcript has 15 exons. NCBI's taxonomy places the organism in Eukaryota, Metazoa, Chordata, Actinopteri, Syngnathiformes, Syngnathidae.